Molecule: messenger RNA, 732 nt
Organism: Paraglomus brasilianum
Lineage: Eukaryota; Fungi; Glomeromycota; Glomeromycetes; Paraglomerales; Paraglomeraceae
Source: the annotation of a GenBank genome assembly
CAGGAACAAGAAUGAGCAUGCUAUCCCUGUCUUGGCUGGCGGACCUGGGACUGGAAAGAGUAGAUUUCUUGAUGAAAUUCAAAACCUACUAAAUGAAUACGCUCAUGCUUCUAAUGAUCAAAAAGUCAUCAAUGCUUUCAAGAAUAUGAUUGUUGUCAAUGUUACGUACAGGAAUGGAACCACUGCUUCGAAUACGGAUAAAAUAUUGGGCAGUGAAGCAUCACUUGCAAUGCGCCUUUUUUUUGCGUACUUCCAUCCUACAUCCAAUUUUGACAAAUUCAUCUCAUUAUGUCAGCAGAGCAGCCCAGACCUCAGACUCUCCACUGCCAUGCAGGUUAUCCGGCAGCACGUAUCCAUGAAUCUUGACGAUAGAGUCGCUCUGAUUGUUGGCAUCAAUGAAUUUAAUAAGUUGCACGACAUAGAUCAGUCAACCUCGAGGAGCCUUAUAACCAGUAUUGGAGGACAAAUGUGUAAAGCGCCUAAAGCAUUUUUUUUUGUUCCCAUUGUUGCCAGUACUAUUGAAGGACUUAUAUAUAUGUAUCCACAGAUUUUCCUCCCAUUGCCCCUUCUUUCAGAUGAUAGGGCAUCAAAAUUAGCCGUGCAAUCAUUUGCGAUGAUGAUUACAUUGCUUACAACCAUUAUUUCUGGCGCUGCAUUGGUGAUAUCAGAGGUCACGUUAGGAACAUUGGAAUUCUUUCUUGAGAAAUUCUCGGAACCAAAGCUGCUGCUGAA